This is a messenger RNA of Acipenser ruthenus (sterlet), 2514 nucleotides long. Its product is annotated as bromodomain-containing protein 9-like. The transcript has 18 exons. The coding region runs from base 138 to 2216 and encodes 692 amino acids. The record is from RefSeq and is a predicted model, not a curated record. Lineage: Eukaryota; Metazoa; Chordata; Actinopteri; Acipenseriformes; Acipenseridae. Gene Ontology annotation, biological process: regulation of transcription by RNA polymerase II. Gene Ontology annotation, cellular component: nucleus.
AAACAGGAUGGAGAUGGAGGUCACAGGGCAACAGCAGCUUCCUGUGUUGAUCGUCGGCGGUGGUGCUACGAAUGCAAAACGAUAGAAUUGUAAUGGUGCAUAAAAAAACAGUUUAAAAAUAAUCAAAUAAUAAAAAAAUGGGUAAGAAGCAUAAAAAACACAAGUCUGAGUGGAGAACCGUUGAUGAUUAUGUGAACAAGCCUUUGGAGAAGCCUCUAAAGCUGGUCCUAAAGGUUGGAGGAAGUGAAGUUACAGAGCUUUCAGGAUCAGGGCACGAUUCCAGUUAUUACGAUGACAGAUCAGACCAUGAGCGGGAACGGCAUAAAGAAAAGAAGAAGAAGAAGAAAAAGAAAUCUGAAAAGGAGAAGGAUAAGCAUGUGGGUGAUGAAGAGAGGAGGAGGAGGAAGGAAGAAAAAAAGAGGAAGCGGGAGAGAGAGCAGUGUGACACUGAGGGAGAGGUAGAAGGGGCCAAUGCGGUAAAGAAGAUGGAGGAAGAAAAAAAGAGGAAGCAGUUCGACGCUGAGGGUGAGGUGGAUGACUUUGACCGGGGAAUAAAGGUGGAGCAGGUGGAGCACCCGGCAGACAGGCCAGUCAGAUCAUGCAGAACUCAGCAGGAAAACGAUUGCACCCCUAUACAACAGCUACUAGAACAUUUCUUACGACAGUUACAGAGGAAGGAUCCCCAUGGGUUUUUUGCAUUCCCAGUUACUGAUGCUAUUGCUCCAGGUUAUUCCAUGAUUAUUAAGCAUCCUAUGGACUUUGGCACAAUUAAGGAUAAGAUUGAAAUAAACGACUAUAAAUCAGUGACUGAGUUCAAGGCUGAUUUCAAACUGAUGUGCGAUAAUGCUAUGGUUUAUAACCGACCAGAAACUGUGUACUAUAAGGCAGCAAAGAAGUUGCUUCACACAGGAUUUAAGAUGAUGAGCAAAGAACGGCUUUUAGCUUUGAAGCGCAGCAUGUCGUUCAUGCAGAACAUGGAUUUUUCUCAGCAGGCAGCUAUUUUGGGCAAUGAAGACACAGUAACGGAAGAACCAGUUCCAGAAGUUAUACCAGUGCCUGUUGAACCGACAAAGAAAUCAAAGAAACCAGUGAAAGACAUGAAUGAAGUUAUAAGCUAUCUGUAUGAACCAGAAGGCACAGCUUGCAGUUUAACAGAUAGCACAGCUGAAGAACAUGUCUUGGCAUUAGUGGAACAUGCAGCUGAUGAAGCCCGGGAUAGGAUCCACAGACAUCUUCCUACAAGCAAGCUUUCAAAUAUGUGGCUCUUGAUUUCUUCUUCAAUACAGCAAGACACCCACAGAACUCCAAACAAAAUGCAACUAAUCAAAAGAAAGAUUGGCUACCUGAAAAAGGAUGCCGAUGGUGCUCUAGUGUAUACUGUUGUCAACCAGUCUGAUCCAGAGACUGAAGAAGAGGAGACCCACCCUGUUGAUUUAAGCUCGCUGUCAAACAAACUGCUUCCUGGUUUAACUACCUUGGGCUUCAAAGAUGACAGAAGAAACAGAGUUACAUACCUCAACAGUGCCUAUAACACACAGUCAUUACAGAACAAUACAGUUUUCCCUGAUCUCAGGCCGGACGAAAUGGAACUCUUGUAUUCCGCAUAUGGGGAUGACACUGGUGUGCAGUGUGCCUUAAGUUUGCAGGAGUUUGUAAAAGGAUGUGGGAACUUCACAAAGACAAUAGUGGAUGGCCUGUUAGACCAGAUGACCGGCGGUGAUCAUUCCAAAGCUGUUUAUCAAAUAAGACAGAGGAGAAACAUCGGAAUGAAACCCCCAGAUGAGACAAAAACUAACCUAUAUGAUAUGCAGGUUGGGGAUGCAGCUGGCAUGGCUGGAGACAGCAACAGCUCUGUACUGGAUUUCAUGUCCAUGAAGUCCUAUUCAGAUAUGUCCUUAGAUAUGUCAAUGUUGAACACACUAGGCAAAACAGUAAAAAAAGAGCCAGAUCACGAAGAUGGCCAUCUCCAUUUUGAUGAUGCGACUAAGCUGCUACAAGACCUUCACGAGGCCCAGAAUGACAGAGUAGGAUCAAGACCCUCUUCCAACCUCAGUUCAUUAUCCAAUGCCUCUGAACGGGAUCAACACCAUCUAGGUAAAGGCUCAAAAAGAACAAAGAGUCCUGCUCAUCUAAGUGUUGGAGAACAAGCCGAAAUGGUUCAUGACCCUUACGAGUUUCUACAGUCUCCAGAACCUGGUUCCACUGCCAAUAGCUGAUUUUUAGUUUACUAUUGAGUAAAUGUCCACUUUUCUGUCCUCACCGAUUUAAAAUUUUCUUGGACAAUACCGAUAUCCGAAGAUUAUCUGCCCGUAUCGGCCGAUACUGAUAAUAAUAGUGCAGUUAAGCUAUUGUAUAUUGUAGUCUACUAGAACAGGACAUAGGGCUUUAUAAUUAUAGAUGUUAAAAAAUGAACAGAUAUCGUUUGCUUGUUGUAUAUAUGACAAAAAUGAACAGGUACUGUUUAUUUGUUGCAUUUCAGAAAAUGAAUACAAAAAAUAAAGUAGUAUUAUAUUG